AUGGAAUCAAAUGCCCAGAACCAGACAUCUGCAGAAUUGCAGAAGAUACUGCUCUCAACUGAUCUGUCUUUUCUGAAAUCGACUUUCGAUGAGGAAGAUCGCAAGAAAGGUGCAUCAGUGGUACAGGAUUACGAGGAAGAGCUGGAUCUCGAUGAACAUACCAUGAACCGAUGGACGCCAUUGCUUCGCACCGCUAUCGAGAGUGAUACCCUCCAAGCUGUUGUGGACGACCUUUACAACUCGGUAGAGGACAACUUUGAAAAUCUCGAAACUCAUAUUCUUCAGGAUUCUCAGUUGAGCGACAAUCUGACAGCCUCUGUUAACCAAAUAGGCGCCAUAAAAGAAAUCAUUGAAGAGUCACUUCUUCGUGAAACUGCAGAUCUGCAAGUCCAAUUGACGCAAACCACCAACGAUGUGAUAUCUCGCAAGCAGAGCUACAUUAACAAUAAAAAGACAUCUACGAAAAUAUCGGAGUGCAUAAUUCUGAUUUCCAAGAUCCUGCAAAUUCUAGAGUUGUCGAACAAAUGUCAGGACCUCAUUCAAGAUGGAAGCUACUACAAGGCCCUUCAGAGUUUGAGUAGCCUGGAGACAAUCUACCUUCAAGACUUCAAAAAUUAUAACUUCGAUUUCUUGAAAACGAUAUAUGCAUCAAUACCGAUCUUGAAGUCUAAAAUCAAAGAUGAGAGUCUGAACUUGAUCAAAAGCUCCUUCAGCUCAAAUUUAGAAAGGAAGUUACUCUCCGUGAGCACCAAGUUUUUUGACUUUUAUAAUGAGACGCUUCUUCCUGAUUGGAGGAAUUCAAAAAAUGAAAUGAAGCUGGGUGCUUUCAAGUUCAACUCACCCGUAGAAAUAUCCCUUCGAGACACCGAAAAGGAGAGAACGUUAGAUCUUUCUACGCUGUUUCCUCUUGAUGAGUUUUAUGACUGCAUUUUGAUUUUUCAAAAUCUUAAAGAGAUUGACUACCUCUGUAACGAAUUCAAAAUCGAGUAUGACUUCAGGAUAUCAAAAGUGGCAUAUCCUCUGGAUUUGAAAGGACAUAACUCUGCCACCUCUACGGACCAAGGCUCGAAGAUCGCUGCAUCUUUUGGCGAUGAGUUUUCUUCAAGCGAGUUGAAAGAUUACAUGCUGAAGAUAUUAGGGUUUGUCAUAUACGACAAGCACCUAAACAAAUCUACUGAGUACCUGCUGUCUUACAAAAGCCUGAGUACAAGCGAAAACUUCUGGGAUUUAUUCAUCGUCAGAUUUUCCCCAUUUCUGGAAUACUAUAUUAAAAAGACUGUUAAUUCGGAGGAGGAUCUGAUUGAGUUCAAGGAUUUUUUGGGGGUUUACAUUGCGGUGUUGGAGAAUCUGAAUGCCGGGGUGGAACAAAUUAACAAGAUUCACAUGCUUGUUUUCAGGAAAUAUGCUGCACUACUAUUUCAGAUUUUUGACGCUGAGUUCACCUCACUUCUUGAGGAUGACGACUUUAUGCCCUUGACAGUAAACGAUCAGGCUUUAUAUCAAAAGGUCUUGAAAAUUUGCUGGCUCAAAGAUGGUGGUUCUGAAAAAAUACAAAUUGAAGGAGCCGAAUCGCCUGAGGGCUUUUUGGCUACCUUACCCUUUUCGCCCUUAUAUCCAAUGUCCUGCACCUUGGUGAAGAAGACGCACAACAACUUGAUUACAUUUUUGAGCGAAUUUUACCAAUACAACUUGAGCGAACUGAACCAGAUAGUGGUUCAGACAAUUGACGACAUUUUCACGAGGACGGUCAACUCCAGAAUCAAGUCGAAGCUCGACACGACUUCGAGAGAAGAAAUGGCUCAACUUUUGAUCAACCUUGAUUACUUCAUUAUUGCCGUGAAAGAGUUCAGUCAAAUCUUGAGCAGAGAAAACACAACGUUGAAUCCUGACGUUGAGCUUACUUUGAGCUCCAUCAAGGUUCUGACUGAUUUGAGAAAUUUCACAGAAACAAAACUCAUCGAAUUGAUAGACUCAAAGAUAUCAGAUUUGUUAGAAUUUGUUGAGUUCGAGUGGUCUUCAACACAAGUGGAAAGGGAGCCAAGCUUCUCCAUCAAAGACAUCGCACAGUUUUUGGAGAUGAUGUUUACCUCCACACUAGUCAACCUUCCUGACAGUGUAAAAACGCUUUUGAUUUUCCGCGAGUUUGACGUCUUAACGGGCAGGUUUUUAGACGUCCUUCUGCACUUCAGCCCGCCAGUACUUACUCCACAAAGUGUACUGAAUUUCGAAUUGAACAUGAGUUUUUUGGAAGGUAUAAUUUCCAAGCUUUUUCCUAGCGACGGAAGUCUUCCGUCCUCGCCAACGAGUCCGAACAUUGGCGCGCCGCUUUCAGCAGAGUCAGCCAGAGCAUCCAAUUUGACUGACAACACCAGACGCUCACUAUACUCAACAUUUACAGACCUCAGACAACACAUUGAAUUCUUAAAAUCUCCAGACAUCACUGAGUAUAAUGAUCCAAGUAUUCGCAUGAGAAAGUUUCCACGCAUCAAACCCGAGGUGGCCCAAAUGCUCCAUAAUAAGAUGAUAUCUCCAGUGUCGGCAGGACCCGACAGCGCAAAUUCGUCCUCGGUGGAUCAGAGUUUCGCAGACUCAAUCGGGUCUCACAAACGAUUGGCCAAGUUUUUCAAUCGAGCCUAA
Molecule: messenger RNA, 2637 nt
Organism: Lachancea lanzarotensis
Lineage: Eukaryota; Fungi; Ascomycota; Saccharomycetes; Saccharomycetales; Saccharomycetaceae
Gene: SEC15
Product: LALA0S06e08086g1_1
Exons: 1
Coding region: 1-2637 (878 amino acids)
Biological process (GO): Golgi to plasma membrane transport; exocytosis; intracellular protein transport
Cellular component (GO): exocyst; membrane
Source: RefSeq, a predicted model, not a curated record